Molecule: messenger RNA, 3529 nt
Organism: Spirodela intermedia
Lineage: Eukaryota; Viridiplantae; Streptophyta; Magnoliopsida; Alismatales; Araceae
Source: the annotation of a GenBank genome assembly
AUGGAGCAGAGGCUAGCAAACAGCUGGCGAAUGUCUGUUAACGACAAGAAGUUCAUAGAGGAGGCUCUGCUCUCAGACAUCAGAAUCGAUGGCCGUGGCCCUUUUGAGUAUCGGCGCUUGACCAUUAAGUUCGGCAAGUGCGUGUUCUUCUUUCCAUGUUUCUCCGCCAUUCAUCUUGAUUUUCUAUCUCUACCCAGUGUCUGCUUAUCCUCCUGUACCUUGUGGAUGUUCUUCAUUCACUUACCAUGCACCAUGCCAGGGAAACAUUUUCCUAGAUAAAUCUGAGUCGUAACAAUUAUUGUAGAACAUGUUUGAAGCACCAACAUGAAGCUGAUUAAUACGUAGCUAGACUGCUUUAUCUCAUCUUGGCAUUGUAACUACGAUCGAUGCCCACUCAUGCGAAGCAAUCUUCUUGCACCUUCUGGUGGAUUGAUGGCGUAUGAUCCUCUCCUCUUGCAUCUUUGUUACUCUUGGAAACGACCUUUUGGACAUGGCCUUCAAUGAUUUGGGGAAGUGACUGCCGUUUUUUGAUGAUCAGCUGUUGGAACUAAGUACCAAACAUCAUGUAUAUCAACUUAUUCUAAUUCCUCAUGCAUAGCAUUCAUCCAAUCAACAUCAUUAAGUGCAUCAUCUAUGUUCUUAGGUUCAAUUUGCAAAGUAAAUGCCAUAUAAAUAUUUUUCUUGAGAGCUGAUCUAAUGGUUAAAUAUAUACUGCUAAUUGAGAACUUUUGUGGGUCCCCAACCGAGAAUUUCCCAAGGUAGAGUAGAUAAAAGUAGUAGAAGCAAAGUUAUCUUAUGGUCGUCGUGGAUAUGAACAUCUAUAUAUAUAUAUAUAUAGAUUUUUAUUUAUCCUUUCGCUAUGGAUACUUGGUGGGCUUUUCUGGUGAUGAGCAAUUGCAUAAGAAUGUGUUCUUCCGAUGUGAUUCACAGGGAGGAUGGUCAAUCAGAGGUUCAGCUCGGUCACACUCAUGUCAUGGCCUAUGUGACCUCGCAGCUGGUCCAACCAUAUCGAGAUCGGCCUAAUGAAGGGACGCUGUCCAUAUUUACAGAGUUGUCACCCAUGGCUGAUCCAUCAUUCGAAGUUGGUCGUCCUGGAGAACUCGCCAUUGAGCUUGGACGCGUCAUAGAUCGUGGUCUGAGGUAAGUAUCAUUAUGUGAUUCAUGUAGAUCGUAUAAAUACCAACCAGGCAGGUUAAUAUGGGAAAAUCAUCCCCGGAUUAGAAGGAAAGACGUGGAUCCUAAGCCAUCCUGUGUUGCAAACUCUGAGAAAAUGUGUUACAGGGAAAGCAGAGCGGUGGACAUGGAAUCCCUUUGUGUGGUCGCUGGGAGAUUUGUAUGGGCUGUUCGGGUGGACCUUCACAUCGUUGACAACGGAGGGUAGGUUGAAAAACAGGGUUAAACAAUAGUGGGUGUUCUUGACUAGCUGAUCCGAAUUGCUACUGUUUCAGGAAUCUCAUUGACGCUGCAAACAUAGCCGCAUUAGCUGCCCUGUUGACUUUUAGAAGGCCUGAAUGCACCAUAGGAGGAGAAGAUGGUCAAGAGAUCACCAUACACCCACCAGAGGUUCUGUUUGCCUCGGAAGAUGCUGUCCUGAGAUUAUUCUCUUCUUUUUUUUUCUUUUUUUCUUUUUGUUUGCCCACCUCAAUCUGACCUCUUUUCUCAUUAUUCAUAUUAAUAGGUCAGAGAGCCUCUUGGUCUGAUCAUCCAUCAUCUUCCCGUGGCAGUGACUUUUGGAAUAUUCGGUGAAGAUAAAAGUUUGGUAUUAGUAUCAUUAGUUCUGCAUAUCUCUAUCGAUUUGUGGAGUUCUGGGGCUUCACUUCCGAUGUUCUUUCUCUGUUCUGACAGUGUUAGGUGGGGGGGGGGGGCUCCGUGCAGGUGGUAGACCCGACUCACCAUGAAGAAGCCGUCAUGGGGGGGAGAAUGACCACCACGGUGAACUCCAAUGGCGAUGUGUGUGCCAUCCAAAAGGCAGGCGGCGAGGGCGUCAUGCCGAGUGAGAUCAUGCGGUGCUUGCGCGUUGCCUCCGUCAAAGCUGCUGAAAUCACGCAAACCAUUAAGGAGUCUGUGAGCACAUCUCCGAUAUCUCCCUCUUUCUGUGGGUUUCCCCUUUUGCAACCAAUAUUGCGGAAGACUAGGACAUUGGAAUGGCUUUUGAUCUUGCUCACGAUGCGGGCUUUCAUUCUUUUUUCUUUCCAACAAGCAUCGAUAUUUUCUGUCACUCGCUCUUUCAUUUCCUGAAGUUUUCAUGGGCUGAUUGGAAGAAAAGUACCAAGAAUAGGAAUACUUAUUGGUUGGAAAAGCCACUCCAGGAGUAGUUUUGUCAAGCUACUGAAGAACUGCUUACGUAUCAGCUCAUUCAUGCCAGAAAAAUGGCACUCAUUGAGCAGAUUUUAUUUUUUUUUGCUACCCAUUUGUUUCUUAAUCACAAGCUUGUGCAGAUGGAGGUGUACAAUGAGUUUUAACAGAUUUUAUUUUAUUUUAUUUUAUUUUAAAAAAAUGGCACUGAUUGAGCAGAUUUGUUUAGGGUUUUUUUUUUUGGCUACCCAUUUGUUUCUUAAUCACAAGCUUGUGCAGGUGGAUACGUACAAUGAGUUUGAACAGAUUUUAUUUUAUUUUAUUUUAAAAAAAUGGCACUCAUUGAGCAGAUUUGUUUCGAUUUUUUUUGUUUUUUGCUACCCAUUUGUUGGUUAAUCACAAGCUCGUGCAGGUGGAUGUGUACAAUGAGAACAGAUCAUUGAGGCAUAUCAAAAGACACCUGAAAUCAGCUCCAGUGGAGGUUCGUGUGCCUGAGCGUGGAACAGAGGGCAAUGAGACUGGUGGUGUUGCCACUGAUUUCUCCAAACUGAGUAGUUCAGAAGCAGGAGGUGAAGAUGCUAAACCUCCAAAGUGGUAUGCAAUUCUUUUCCCGAUUUAGUAAAUUUUACUUAGUGGAUGCAUCUGGUUUCUUAAUUAUUUUCUUUUUAUGAUCUUAUUUUCAGGGAUCCCCCAUCUAUGGGCUCGUCCUUGGAUUCUAUUGGGAGUCCUGCAGCCUUGCCUGGUAUGAUAUCUUACCAAUAAGUUGCUGUAUGAAGAUCUCCAUGCUCUUUGCAGAUUCUAUUAGCAUGGAUUUGUUUUUUUUUUAUUCCAUUUAUGGAAAUGUUGUUACUCAUUCUAGAACAGCAUCCCAUUUAUAGGAAUAGAUAAAACCUUUUGUGUAUAUUGAUGGAUUUGUUUUUUUAUUCCAUUUAUGGAAAUUUUGUUAUUCAUUCUAGAACAGCAUCCCAUUUAUAGGAAUAGAUAAAACCUUUUGUAUAUAUUGAUGGGCAUAGCAUUUAUUUUGCUUACUGUUCACAUCCUGGGGCCCACAGGAUCGCCGAUGGUGACCAAGGGAGAAGAAGCUCCCUCUGGCGAUGCUGUCGAGUCAACUGAAGAUCCAGAAGUCAAACCUCUGACCCUCAAAACUCCUAGCUUGAAGCAGGAAACUCAGAGCCCACCGAGGACUCUGAGGGACGCUGUGAAGGCCAAGCAGAAGAAGAAGAAGAAGAAGUAG